Messenger RNA from Tripterygium wilfordii, 1339 nucleotides. RefSeq names its product putative clathrin assembly protein At2g25430. The transcript has a single exon. Gene Ontology annotation, cellular component: clathrin-coated pit; clathrin-coated vesicle. Gene Ontology annotation, molecular function: clathrin heavy chain binding; SNARE binding; phosphatidylinositol-4,5-bisphosphate binding. The record is from RefSeq and is a predicted model, not a curated record. The coding region runs from base 1 to 1323 and encodes 440 amino acids. NCBI's taxonomy places the organism in Eukaryota, Viridiplantae, Streptophyta, Magnoliopsida, Celastrales, Celastraceae. Gene Ontology annotation, biological process: vesicle budding from membrane; clathrin-dependent endocytosis; clathrin coat assembly.
AUGCACAGGCGGUUCCGGCAAGUUUUUACUGCUCUAAAAGAGCAUAGCUCCGUCAGCUAUGCUAAGAUAGCCACGGUUGGAGGGUUGUGCGACAUUGAUCAUAUUAUUGUCAAAGCAACUGCUCCUGAUGACUUGCCAUUGCCUGAGAAGUACAUUCAUGAAUUAUUGAAGAUCUUUUCGGUCUCCUCUUCUUCGUUUCGAUCAUUUGCAAUCAACUUCACUUGCCGGUUCAGCAAAACUAGGUGUUGGAGAGUUGCACUCAAGUGCCUUCUCCUCCUCCAUCGCUUGCUCAGGUUGUUGCCUGAAUGUAGUCCUCUUCGGACAGAACUGUUGUGGGCUCGAUCCAACGAUUUGGUCUCUUUUUAUCCAUGUUAUUUCCGCGACGAUUCUUCCUCAACGCCUGAAGCUUACACUCUUUUUAUCAGAUCUUACGCUCAUCUACUUGAUGAGGCCCUUGACUGUUGUUACUUGGAUGACAAGGAAACUUACUACGGAGACCAAAUGUCACAAGACUUUGCGAAGAAGAUGAAAGAAAUAACAGCAAUGCUUGAAGUUCUACCACAAAUUCAAAGUCUUAUUGAUAGAGUCAUGGAUUGUAGGCCAACUGGGGCAGCAGCAAGAAGCUUCAUUCUGCAAUCAACAAUGAAAUAUAUCAUUCGAGAUAGCUUCAUUUGUUACACCACAUUUCGCACACAAGUUGUUCUGUUGUUGGAUAAUCUCUUUCAAAUGCCAUACAGAAAUUGCAUGACAGCUUUUGGGAUUUACAAGAGAGCAGCUUCACAGGCGAAUCAGCUUUGUGAGUUUUAUGAUUGGUGCAAGGCUAAGGGAUUUUGUGGUUCUUAUGAGUAUCCAUUCAUAGAUCGGAUUCCUCAGAUACAAAUCCGGGCACUCGAGAAUUUCAUCAAUGGAAUGUGGCAGUUAACGGAGUCAUCAUCUUCAACCACAUCACCAUUAUCAGUAUUGGAGUCAAAAUCAAGUUCAGCUGAAGAUGAUGGAUACACACAUUUACUGUCAAAGGAUCUUGCGGCGGCCACUUCUUACCAGUGGGAGGAAUUCGGCGAGGAGGGGAAGCCGUUAAUUCUAUUCAAAGAUAGAGAAAAUGAUAGUUGGGAGACCUUGUUAGAAGCUUCAGUAAAUCUCUCUCGUGUUCCUCGGAGCGAUCUGCUCUGCUUCGAGGAUUUCAGCAGCGGCUGUGGCUAUGGGUAUGGAACAAAUCAUGGUUACCAAGAACAAGAAGUAGAGAGAACUGAAAAAGAUAAAUGGAUGAUGCAACUACACAACCCUAAUGUUUCUAACCCUUUCAGUCAGCCGGAUGAUUUGUAGAAGGCAAUUGCCUGUA